Molecule: messenger RNA, 870 nt
Organism: Scedosporium apiospermum
Lineage: Eukaryota; Fungi; Ascomycota; Sordariomycetes; Microascales; Microascaceae
Exons: 3
Coding region: 1-870 (289 amino acids)
Source: RefSeq, a predicted model, not a curated record
AUGGACCCCUCCACCCCUCCCCCGCCAUCACCACCCGCCCAAACCUCGGCAUCAUCACCACCCCCCAACGACUCCGACCGCAUCUUCAUCGCCUUCGACACCUACCCCUGGGCCAAAGAUCCCAAAUUCCUCACCCUCAUCUCAACCCUCACCAAACCCCCCAACACCCCAACCCGCCCCAAAAUCCUCUUCGCCCGCUCCGCCUACUUCACCCGCAUCCUCGGCCUGCCCGUCUCCGUCCCCGAAUACACCGCCUGGCUCUCCUCCCAUCCCUCCCACCCCUCCCCGGACGACGCCUUACUCGAGGCCCUCCUGAACCCUGUGUCACCACCCUCUUCUUCCUCCGCUGUGCAAGAAGAAGAAGCAGCGCAAACGAAAGCGGGAGACGACGCGAGGCCAGCCUGGCAAACCGCCGCCCCCAAAGCUGACCUCUACGUUGACCGCUCCUCUGCGUCCUCCGCUCCUGGCCACCAGUCGUCUGAGGGCCCGGCUUAUCCUGAACGCUUUGCCGAGCUGAUCCGUUGCAUCAAGGAGGGUUUGCCCGUCCCUGGUGUACGUGAAAUUCCUGAGACUGUCGUCCGGGAUCCUUCCGCGAAACCUUUUGGCGCUCGUGGUCCUGCUCCCAGGAAACCUUGGGAAAAGGCCGUAGAGUCUCAACCAGGGUCUGCCUCACCGCCCCAGGGAGCCGAGGAGGGCGCCAGUGCUGGUGCGCCGACUUUCUCCCCACCUGCUGUAGACCAAGAGUUCCCUCCGCUGGAGACGGAGGAGGCCUCGGAGCCUGGAACGACCGCCGAGGGUGAUCAAAAGGGAAAGGUGCCUGACCUCCCGGACGUGGAGAAGCUUAAUCUAGAAUCAGAUCCUUCAAAAUAG